Paramacrobiotus metropolitanus is the source of this 554-nucleotide messenger RNA. RefSeq lists its product as uncharacterized. The transcript has 4 exons. The annotation marks the transcript as partial. The record is from RefSeq and is a predicted model, not a curated record. Lineage: Eukaryota; Metazoa; Tardigrada; Eutardigrada; Parachela; Macrobiotidae.
AUGCAUCCUCCUUUCGCACUCUUUUCGGCUUUUGCUGUAAUCCGCUGCGUAACGACAUCCCCCGUGGACGUUGCAUUGGUGCAGCUUUUUCUAUGGGGCGACAAGACACCAACCAGUCUGAGCUUUGCUGGUCCCGUGAUCGCUAAGGCGCAGGAAGAUAUGGCACCUUACAAGGAUACUUUGAAUAUAACCAGAGUUCUCAUCUAUGACCGUAACGUGACGACAUGCGUUGGGAUGGAUCAAAAAGCAGCAUUCUGGAUUACGCGCUAUUUUUACCAUGAGGCGGAUGGUAAUCCGGUCAUGGGGGUAUUCAGCCCAGAAUGUCCAGCAGCAGCAUCCUCCAUAGCUGCACUGGCGAGAACGUGGAACAAACAGAUGCUAGUCACCAAAUGGGGAGAUUUUGGUUUCUCCAACAAGAAGCGCUAUCCCACAUUGACCAUGUUCUCGCCCUAUAUUGAUUACAGCCUGGAUAUGUUCUUGGGCAGAUUAUUGGCACACUUCAACUACAGCAACGUGGUGAUAAUGUGUGAUGAUGAACAAGACAAUUUAGGACU